UUGAACAUUGGUUCCGGUUCAAGUUUCUCGUGACUCGAUGAGGAAACAAACUCAGCUCAGGUAGGUGGGACCUAUCACUGUGCAGAAAUGGCUGCUGGGACUUGGACACAAAGAUGGCUUCGUGCUGAACUGCUGCUGCUUUGGAUACUGACCAACAUCUGCGAGUCCAGGAGUCUGCUGUCUGCCCCAGACGUUGUCACACUGGAAGAAUCCUCCCAGGCCUCCAUCAACGUUACUUCUAGUUGUGCUUUCAACCAGUCGGCUGUGAUUUGGUUAAAUGUGACCUUCAGCUCCAAGUCGAACUACUCAUCUAUCAUCACAUUACCUGAGCAGGUCUUGUUGCAAGCCAACACAACAUCUGCCAGGUUCAAUGUAAUAUCCCAUAAUGUUGGCCAAGUCACCACACAGCUGCUUAGCAACAACACAGACAUGGACAGUCCUUCAGUCCGGAUCCGCUUUACUGUGGUCCAUAGUAACGUUGUGUCCAUCAUCAGCCAAGUCAUUGGAUGGAUUUACUUUUUGGCCUGGUCCGUUUCCUUCUAUCCACAAGCCUGGCACAACUGGAAGAGGAAAAGUGUUGUCGGUCUCAACUUUGACUUCUUGGCUCUCAACCUCACUGGCUUCAUCGCCUACAGUGUCUUCAACAUAGGCCUGUUCUGGAUUCCUUAUAUAAAGGAGUUGUACCUGAAGAAGAACCCUAAUGGAAUUAACCCCGUCAGUGCUAAUGACGUGUUCUUCAGUGUCCACGCCGUCCUGCUGUGUCUCAUCUACAUCAUCCAGGCAGCUUUGUACGAGAGGGGGGGUCAGAGAGUGUCCCGGACUGCGUGGUUCUUUUUGGGUGUGGGUUGGACUUUUGCUCUGGUCAGCUUGUGUCUUGCUGCAGCCAAACAGAUCACCUGGUUGGAUUACCUGUAUUAUUUCUCCUACAUUAAACUGGGCGUGACUCUGAUCAAAUAUGUGCCUCAGGCGUAUAUGAACUAUAGAAGGCAGAGUACCAGUGGGUGGAGCAUUGGGAAUGUGUUACUGGACUUCACCGGUGGAAUCCUCAGCAUCCUUCAGAUGAUCUUAGACUCCUACAACAACGAUCAAUGGUUCCUGAUUUUUGGAGAUCCUACAAAGUUUGGUCUGGGUCUGUUCUCGGUGGUGUUUGACAUCCUCUUCAUGGUUCAACAUUACUGUCUGUAUAAAGCUCCGUCCACUUAUGAGCCCCUUACAGAACAACAGGAGUGACUGUGGUGUGGAUGGAAAACACACCUUGUAAUGAGGGAAGGGGGCGGAGCUCCACAACAGAUACAUGUAUGAUGAAUAAAGGGACACUCCAUAAACACACA
Messenger RNA from Sphaeramia orbicularis (orbiculate cardinalfish), 1331 nucleotides. It is a transcript of the gene ctns, whose product is annotated as cystinosin, lysosomal cystine transporter. The coding region runs from base 88 to 1230 and encodes 380 amino acids. Gene Ontology annotation, biological process: L-cystine transport. Gene Ontology annotation, molecular function: L-cystine transmembrane transporter activity. The transcript has 11 exons. Lineage: Eukaryota; Metazoa; Chordata; Actinopteri; Kurtiformes; Apogonidae. The record is from RefSeq and is a predicted model, not a curated record. Gene Ontology annotation, cellular component: lysosomal membrane.